UGCCAGGGGGAGUCCUUUCUUCUCCUCCUCUUCACUCCUCUCUUUCUCUCUCUCUCUCUCUCACUCUCCUGCUCUGUCUCCCUCCCUCCCUUCAUUGCUCCUUGCCAUGGCUUAUGAUGGCAAUCGUGACUUUGGCGGUGGUUACGAUGACUCUUACGAUGAUCGCCCCGAGUUUCGUGACGGCUUCCGUGACCUGCAGCCGCUUGAACCCGGUUUCGACACCACCAACUAUGUUCCCGAUGUCGUUCGAACCUUUGUAGUCUAUCUCUACCGCCAUAUCCGCGAAAAAAAUGUGUAUGAGAUUCACCAGAUGUACGAGGGCAGCUUUCAGAAACUGAGUGACCGCUUAUUCAAGCAGAGCAAAUGGCCCGCGGUAGAGAUGAUUGCUCCCUACGUCGAAAACGAUCACGUUUUCUGCCUCCUCUACAAAGAAAUGUGGUUUCGUCAUGUCUACGCGCGUCUUCAGCCCACUCUCGAGCAGCGCUGCGACUCGUGGGACAACUAUUGCAACCUGUUUCAGGUUAUCUUACAUGGCAAUGUCAAUAUGCAGCUUCCUAAUCAAUGGUUAUGGGACAUGGUAGACGAGUUCAUCUACCAGUUUCAGUCCUUCUGUCAAUACCGGGCUAAACUGAAGCAGAAGACCGACCAAGAGCUGGCGGUGCUGAGGGAAAUUGAUGAGGUGUGGAACGUCGUCGGAGUGUUGAACUACCUUCAAGCAUUGAUUGAAAAGUCGAUGAUACUGCAAAUUCUUGAGGAAGAGAAAGACGGAAACGUCACCUUCACAGCUACCGAUGGUUACGAUUAUCAUGGAGGAACGAACGUGCUGAAAGUCCUCGGGUACUUCAGCAUUGUUGGUCUGCUGCGGGUUCAUUGCUUGUUAGGUGACUAUCACAGUGGUCUUCGCGCGCUCUCACCUAUUGAUAUUAAUCAGCCUGGUGUGUUUAAUACUGUCAUCGGGUGUCAAAUUACAACGAUCUACUAUUACGGUUUUGCCAAUCUUAUGUUGCGAAGAUAUGUGGAUUCUAUAAAAUCUUUCAAUCAAAUUUUACUGUACAUUUUCAAGACCAAGCAAUAUCACCAGCGCUCAUCCCAGUAUGACCAGAUUUUAAAGAAGAAUGAGCAGAUGUAUGCCCUUCUCGCCAUUUGCCUGUCGCUUUGUCCUCAUCCGAAAUUGGUUGAGGAGAAUGUCAACAAUCAGUUGCGAGAGAAGUAUGCUGAAAAGAUGUUGCGAAUGCAACGCAGUGAUGAAGCCAUGUUUGAUGAAUUGUUUUCUUACGCCUGUCCCAAGUUCAUCACUCCAUCUCCACCGAAUUAUGAUGAACCUCUCAUCAACUUUAAUCAGGAUGCGUACAGAUUACAGCUGAAGCUCUUUUUGUCAGAAGUGCGACAGCAGCAGCUUCUUUCUAGCAUCCGGAGUUUCCUGAAACUCUACACUACCAUCUCCAUUGCCAAGCUUGCAUCUUUCAUGGAUGUUGACGAGCCCACUCUUAGGGUGGCGUUGCUCACGUACAAGCACAAAACACAUGUGAUUAACUAUGACGGCACUGUCCUCUCUAACGCGGAUGUGGACUUUUACGUUGAUGAUGACAUGAUCCAUAUUGCUGACACUAAGGUCACGAAACGCUUUGGUGAUUACUUUAUUCGUCAUAUUCAGAAGUUCGAUGAAAUUGUAAAUGAGUUGGAUCGCACUCAGCUGGAAUGAGGAAAUUUCCUUUUUAGUCGCAGUCACAGGGAAUUUCGCUGAUAAGAUGUGGCUUCUCUGAAGUGUUUUAACAUAUCUUUCGGUUACUGGGAUAGCACAAUGACACCAUCGUCAUUUUUUUGUAGCAACCGUUUUUAAUCUAUAAGAUUUUGUCUUCACAAUUGUCCUAAU
Molecule: messenger RNA, 1873 nt
Organism: Physcomitrium patens
Lineage: Eukaryota; Viridiplantae; Streptophyta; Bryopsida; Funariales; Funariaceae
Biological process (GO): translational initiation
Cellular component (GO): eukaryotic translation initiation factor 3 complex; cytoplasm
Molecular function (GO): translation initiation factor activity
Source: RefSeq, a predicted model, not a curated record